AUGUUGGGUUCUAUCCUCACCUCCCUUUUGAUAUCCGCGCCUUCAAGUUUCGCCGCAGCACUUACUCCCGGUCUCGAACUCGCCUAUACAGACGAUCAAAUCAGCCAACACAAGGAUUUUUCAUCUCGGCUUCCGGUUGCAACGAAAGUUCCACCGUGUUGUACGUACCCUGACGUUGUAUGGAACUCAUACAGUUCCGACGCCAACUCCACCUCCGAUGCAGCUAGCACAUUCGUCAGUGUUGACGGUAACGGCUCUUCCAAAUUGGUUGGUGUUAACCUUACCACCAACACUGUCGAUAAACUCUACUACCUCGACGGCAUCAUUACCUCCAACAGUGGAAUCGACGACGUGCGAUUCGGUCCCACCGGUAAACUCGCCUACCUCAGUGACACCGCCGGAGCUUUAAUUAUUCUAAACUUGACCUCCGAAGCCGGGAUUCGUGUCCUUGCUGACGACCCAUCUGCUGUUGCUCACUUCCCUAUGGCAUUCAAGCACACUCUUCUCGAGGGAUACGGAUACGGAUCCGGAUACCUUUCCGUCGGACUUGAUCAAAUCGAAGUUUCCCCCGACGGAGUGUACUUCUACUACCAACCAUGCAACGGAGGCAUAUACCGUAUUGAGACUCGAUAUCUCAACGCCUCAUUGACCAACAACACAUUAGCCGCAUUCCUUGGUGAUUUGACCGGGGCUUUCGCGGAGACGCCAUCUACCGGUGGUACGACCAUUGAUGCCGACGGAAACAUUUACGUCAGUGAUACCAAUUUGAUUGCUAUCUGGAAGAUUACCAAGGAUGGAUAUGCUAGUAUCCUUGUCCAGGACGAUGCUCUUGUUUGGACUGAUCUCAUGUGGGUUACCGCUGAUAACACUCUGUGGCUUCCUGCUUCUCAAAUGCGUCCUGGUGGAAAUGGUCUUUUGGCUGAUGGCCCUAACAACAUCUUCACUUUCCCAAUCGACGCUGGUCCAUCUCCAAUCGAUCACGCUUAG
Molecule: messenger RNA, 987 nt
Organism: Sclerotinia borealis F-4128
Lineage: Eukaryota; Fungi; Ascomycota; Leotiomycetes; Helotiales; Sclerotiniaceae
Source: the annotation of a GenBank genome assembly